Molecule: messenger RNA, 180 nt
Organism: Sphaeroforma arctica JP610
Lineage: Eukaryota; Ichthyosporea; Ichthyophonida
Exons: 3
Coding region: 1-180 (59 amino acids)
Source: RefSeq, a predicted model, not a curated record
AUGAUCACGAGAAAGCGAAAAUCCGUUGCCCAGAAGAAAGAUACAACGAUCGAUAAGGCUCCGAGAAUUGAAGAUGUUUAUGAGAAUGUUGGAGACGUAGAUCAACGAGCUGAUAUCCAAUACCCCGAAACAAACGAGAACCAGAGUACAAUGAAGAACAACGAGAUGUUCAAGGAUUAA